This is a messenger RNA of Gossypium raimondii (Peruvian cotton), 3577 nucleotides long. Its product is annotated as leucine-rich repeat receptor-like serine/threonine-protein kinase RGI4. Gene Ontology annotation, biological process: protein phosphorylation. Bases 1 to 3303 code for a protein of 1100 amino acids. NCBI's taxonomy places the organism in Eukaryota, Viridiplantae, Streptophyta, Magnoliopsida, Malvales, Malvaceae. The transcript is spliced from 2 exons. Gene Ontology annotation, molecular function: ATP binding; protein binding; protein kinase activity. Gene Ontology annotation, cellular component: plasma membrane. The record is from RefSeq and is a predicted model, not a curated record.
AUGCCUGCAACACCAAGGAAUCUCCUGCUUUCCUCCAAUAUCUUCUCCUUCACCUUACUUCUCUCAAUAAACACACUUUUGUUCUAUCGUUGCUACUCGAUUGAUGAGCAGGGGCAGGCUCUUUUAACAUGGAAGAACAGCUUAAACAGCAGCGGAGAUGCACUCAAAUCGUGGAGUUCAUUAGAUGCUACUCCAUGCAGAUGGUUUGGGAUUCAUUGCAACUCACAAGGCGAGGUAGUUGAGAUAAGGUUGAAAGCAAUAGAGUUGCAAGGCUCAUUGCCUUCUAAUUUGCAGUCUCUAAAAUCCUUGAAGACCCUUGUGCUUUCAUCAACCAAUCUCACAGGAACAAUUCCUAAGGAGCUCGGUGAUCAGUAUGAGAUAAGUUAUGUUGACCUCAGUGGCAAUUCUCUCACAGGUGAAAUCCCCCUGGAAAUUUGCAGACUGAGCAAAUUGGAAACAUUGUCUCUCAACUCAAACUUCCUUGAAGGUGAAGUUCCGUCGGGAAUAGGAAAUCUUUCCAGCCUUGUUUACCUGACACUCUAUGACAAUCAACUCAGCGGUGAAAUUCCAAAGAGCAUUGGAGACUUGAGAAAGCUACAAGUUUUUCGAGCAGGUGGAAAUAAAAAUCUUAAAGGGGAGCUGCCCUGGGAGAUAGGGAACUGCACCAGCUUGGUUAUGUUAGGCCUCGCUGAAACUAGCAUUUCUGGCAGUCUUCCCUCAUCAUUAGGAAUGCUGAAAAGAAUUCAAACCAUAGCCAUUUAUACAUCUUUGAUAUCAGGUCCUAUACCAGAAGAGAUUGGUAAUUGCAGUGAGCUGCAAAAUCUUUACCUGUAUCAAAAUUCUAUAUCCGGUCCAAUCCCGAGUCAAGUCGGUCAGCUGAGCAAGCUUCAGGGUCUGCUAUUGUGGCAGAAUAACUUAGUUGGUAGUAUCCCUGAUGAACUUGGAAGCUGCACGGAGCUAACUAUGGUGGAUUUGUCUGAUAAUCAUCUGACAGGUAGCAUACCAAGAAGCAUUGGAAAACUUUUGAAGCUUCAAGAGCUUCAAUUGAGUGUUAAUCAGUUAUCAGGUACAAUUCCUUCUGAAAUUUCAAAUUGCAUUGAGCUAACUCAUCUGGAAAUUGACAACAACGCCAUCUCCGGUGAGAUUCCUGUUCUCAUUGGCAACCUUAAGAGCUUGACUCUAUUCUUUGCCUGGCAAAAUAAGCUGACUGGAAAUAUUCCAGAUAGUCUUUCUCAGUGCCAGGAUCUUGAGGCAAUUGAUCUAUCCUACAAUAGCCUAUUUGGUUCAAUCCCAAAAGAGAUUUUUGUUUUGAGAAAUCUCACCAAAUUACUGCUACUUUCCAAUGAUUUAUCUGGUUUUAUUCCGCCAGAUAUAGGAAACUGCACCAAUCUGUACAGGUUACGUUUGAAUGACAAUAAACUUGCAGGAACAAUUCCAUCAGAGAUAGGGAAGUUGAAGGGCUUGAAUUUCGUUGACUUAAGCAACAAUCGCCUUGUUGGAGGAAUUCCUCCAUCAAUAAAUGGAAUUCAAAACCUUGAAUUUCUUGACCUCCAUUCAAAUGGGAUUACAGGUUCUUUGCCAGAUUCUCUGCCUACUAGCCUACAAUACAUGGAUAUUUCAGACAACAGGCUUAUAGGUCCUUUGACUCAUGGUAUUGGGUCCUUAACUCAAUUGACCAAGCUUAAUUUGGGAAGGAAUCAACUUUCUGGAAGGAUUCCAUCUGAGAUAUUGGCCUGCAGUAAGCUCCAAUUGUUGAACCUGGGUGACAAUGGUUUCUUUGGUGAAAUUCCAAAGGAACUAGGCCAGAUUCCAGCACUUGAAAUUUCUCUUAAUCUUAGCUGCAACCAGUUUUCCGGUGAAAUUCCCUCUGAGUUCUCUGGUCUUACUAAGCUAGCAGUACUUGACCUCUCUCACAACAAAUUCUCUGGUAAGUUAGAUAACCUCGCAAGCCUACAAAACCUUGUCUCUCUCAAUGUCUCCUUCAAUGACUUCUCUGGUGAACUUCCAAAUUCCCCAUUUUUCCGAAAGCUCCCAUUGAGUGACCUUGAGUCAAACAAAGACCUCUAUAUUUCAAAUGGUGUUGUAACUUCAGCUGAUAUUGAACAUUCAAGGCAUGUUAGGCCAGCUGUGAAGCUAGCUAUGUCUAUCCUUAUAAGUGGCAGUGCAGUUCUUGUACUACUGGCUAUCUACAUGUUAGUUCGUGCCCGGUUUGCUAACAAUGGCCUCAUGGAGGAUGAUAAUUGGGAAGUGACCCUGUACCAGAAGCUCGACUUAUCAAUUGAUGAUAUCGUCCACAAUUUAACUUCAGCUAAUGUGAUUGGCACUGGGAGCUCUGGGGUCGUAUACAGGGUAAUAAUUCCAAAUGGUGAAACCUUAGCAGUUAAGAAGAUGUGGUCAUCAGAAGAGUCUGGUGCAUUCACUUCUGAGAUUGAGACGCUUGGCUCAAUCAGGCACAGAAACAUUGUUCGGCUUCUUGGUUGGGGUUCAAACAGGAAUCUGAAACUGCUGUUUUACAAUUAUCUUCCAAAUGGAAGCUUGAGUUCACUCCUUCAUGGUGCUGGCAAAGGAGGGGCAGAAUGGGAAGCUAGAUAUGAUGUUGUGCUGGGUGUGGCACAUGCCCUUGCAUACUUGCACCAUGACUGUGUGCCUGCAAUCUUGCAUGGGGAUGUGAAAGCUAUGAAUGUCUUAUUAGGUGCUGGCUAUGAGCCUUUCCUUGCUGACUUUGGGUUAGCUCGUGUUAUUAAAAGCAAUGAAGAUGAUAAAUUUUCCAAAUUAAGUCCAAGACCACACCUAGCAGGUUCUUAUGGAUACAUGGCUCCAGAACAUGCAACAAUGCAACGCAUCACAGAGAAAAGUGAUGUAUACAGUUUUGGAGUAGUCCUCUUAGAGGUGCUAACUGGAAGGCAUCCAUUGGACCCAACAUUGCCGGGGGGUGCACACUUGGUUCAGUGGGUUCGGGACCAUUUAGCAAACAAGCGGAACCCAUCUGACAUCCUGGAUCCAAAGCUUAGAGGGAGGGCUGACCCUGCUAUGCAUGAAAUGCUACAAACACUGGCUGUAUCAUGCCUGUGUGUCAGUGCCCGGGCUGACGGUCGUCCAACGAUGAAAGAUGUUGUAGCAAUGCUCAAAGAAAUUCAUCAUGUUGAGACCUCAAGGGACAUAUCAAAGGGAACCUCAACAGCCCCUCAGCCUCAAUCACCACAACCUCCUACUAGAACAGUAGUUUCUCGAGGAUCUUCUAAUUGUUCCUUUGCUUUUUCGGAUGAUUCAAUCCAAUCAUCAGGCGGAGGUUUCAAUUUGUAGCUACUUAUGUGGUGCAUAAUUUGUUCAUAGUCAGUCCAUAGAAGAAACUUUGGGAAGUGUUAAAUGGUUUGGGUUGUAAUUUAUGCUAUACUUAAUAAUUACUUAGAUUUCACUUAAGUGUAAAGUAAAAAGAGAGAAGAGGAAUAUGUUGGGAGUAGAGAUGAGAAUUGAGAGAAUGAGUGCAAGCAGGUAGAAGCCGAAACAAUGAUUGUUAGCACUGGAUUUAUGUAAUUAGAAGUUAUUGCAAAGAAUAAGAUUCUCUGUUUCUCGACCA